Messenger RNA from Syngnathus typhle (broad-nosed pipefish), 2211 nucleotides. Its product is annotated as phospholipid-transporting ATPase ID-like. Gene Ontology annotation, cellular component: plasma membrane. The coding region runs from base 82 to 2211 and encodes 709 amino acids. The transcript has 17 exons. The record is from RefSeq and is a predicted model, not a curated record. Gene Ontology annotation, molecular function: ATP binding; magnesium ion binding; ATPase-coupled intramembrane lipid carrier activity. Gene Ontology annotation, biological process: Golgi organization; phospholipid translocation. Lineage: Eukaryota; Metazoa; Chordata; Actinopteri; Syngnathiformes; Syngnathidae.
GAGGUGGGGGGUCUUGAGUGUUUUUAGUGGGUUGCGCUGCUUACUCAUCACAGAAGGUGAAGGAGUUUGUCUGAUGUUGAAAUGAGCUCAAGCAAAGUCGCUCAGCCUCGCAACCGAGUUACAGCAGGAAGCAGUCCGGAAACUUCCUGUCUCCAAUGCAGCUACCGCGACCCAACGCCCAUAUUUGGACUUCGCAGCGAGAAGCGGAUGGACGUUCAUGUGGGAGACAUCAUCAAGCUGGAAAACAACCAGUUUGUCACAGCUGACCUCCUCCUGCUGUCCAGCAGUGAACCGCUCAACCUAGUCUACAUCGAGACAGCAGAGCUAGACGGCGAGACCAACUUGAAAGUACGCCAGGCCCUGACGGUGACCGGGGACCUCGGUGAUGAUGUCAGCAAGCUGGCAGACUUCAAUGGCGAAGUCCUCUGCGAGCCUCCCAACAACCGGCUGGACCGCUUCACGGGGACGCUGGCCUUUGCGGGGCAGAAGUACGCUCUGGACAACGAAAAGAUCCUGUUGCGGGGUUGCACCCUGAGGAACACCGAGUGGUGCUUCGGACUGGUGCUCUUUGCAGGUCCAGAAACCAAACUGAUGCAGAACUGCGGCAAAAGCACUUUCAAGAGGACCAGCGUGGACCGUCUGAUGAACGUCCUCGUUCUGUUUAUCUUUGGCUUCCUGGCGUUCAUGUGUACCGUCCUUGCCAUCGGGAACUACUGCUGGGAGCUGGGCGAGGGCUCCGCCUUCACCGUCUUCCUGCCCAGGCAGAACGGCCACGAUGCCGCCUUCUCCUCCUUUCUCACCUUCUGGUCCUACGUCAUCAUCCUCAACACGGUGGUGCCCAUUUCGCUUUAUGUCAGUGUGGAGUUCAUCCGCCUGGGCAACAGUUUCUACAUCGACUGGGACCGGAAGAUGUACCACUCUCGCAGCGACACCCCCGCCGUGGCGCGCACCACCACGCUAAAUGAGGAGCUGGGUCAAAUCAAGUACGUGUUCAGCGACAAGACGGGCACGCUGACGCAAAACAUCAUGACCUUCAACAAAUGCUCCAUCAACGGGAAGACGUACGGCGAUGUCUUUGACUCCAUGGGCCAGAGACUUGAAAUUAAUGAGCACACCGAUACGGUGGAUUUCUCCUUUAACCCGCUGGCGGACCCUUGCUUGACUUUCCACGAUCACGCGCUGGUGGAGGCCGUCAAGCUGGAGAUCCCUGAAGUCCACACCUUCUUCCGACUGCUUGCGCUUUGCCACACCGUCAUGGCGGAGGAAAAGAAAGAAGGGGAGCUCUCGUACCAGGCUCAGUCUCCUGACGAGGGCGCUCUGGUCACAGCCGCCAGGAACUUCGGCUUUGUAUUCCGUUCGCGGACGCCCGACAGCAUCUCCAUUGUGGAAAUGGGAGAGCAGUGCACUUAUAAACUCUUGGCCAUCCUGGAUUUCAACAAUGUCCGCAAGAGGAUGUCCGUCAUCGUUCGCAGCCCCGAGGGUAAGCUGUCGCUGUACUGCAAAGGAGCCGACACCAUCAUCUGCGAGAGGCUGCACGGCUCCUGCACUAAACUGACAAACGUCACCACAGAGCACCUCAACGAGUUUGCAGGCGAAGGCCUGCGGACCCUGGCGCUGGCCUACAAGGACCUGGACGAGGACUUUUUCCUCCAGUGGCAACAGCGCCACCACGAAGCCAGCACGGCGCUGGAAGGGCGCGAGGACAAACUGGAGCAGCUGUACGAAGAGAUCGAGACCGACCUGCUGUUGCUAGGGGCGACGGCGAUCGAAGACAAGCUGCAGGACGGAGUAGCGCAGACCAUCGAGCAGCUGUCCAAAGCCGACAUCAACAUCUGGGUUCUUACUGGCGACAAGCAAGAAACAGCGGAAAACAUCGGCUACUCGUGCAACCUGCUGCGCGAGGAGAUGAACGACGUCUUUGUCAUUUCUGGCAACUCGCCGGAAGAUGUGAGGCAGGAGCUCAGGAAUGCGCAGAAGACCAUGAAACCAGGUGCCACUGAGGAUUGCACAGUUUUGCCAGAGAGGACUCUGGGUAAAAGCGUGAAGGCCCUCGCGGAUGAAACGGUGAACGGCGAAUAUGGCCUUGUCAUCAACGGACACAGCUUCAGCCCAAUGGGCCGCCCGGCCGAGCGCGCGCAGUACGCCAAGGCCCAGGAGGUGGAGACGACCUCGCUGCAAAUGUACAGGACCAUCAGUGACGCCGCUCUUUGA